GAUAGGACAGUGUUGCUUAAUUGACAGAUACAAGGCCUAAUCACUAGGAGGUAGGUGGUCAGUUUAAAUGACAACUGUGAUCGGUGGUUUCCGCUGUCAAUUACAUAAAAUAACCAAUAGAAUGCUUACAUGGAUAUAACCUAUUCUAUAUUCAGAAUGUAAUUGGCCCAAACUUUUUUGCCAUUCGAGUCGCUUCCCGCAGCAGAAAGCCAACAAGGUGGAAACUUUCAGAAAGUUGUCAGUAAACGUGUAGCCUGAUGACCAUCAGGUGAUUUCUUUGGUGUUCAGUCAUGUGCCAACCAGCUCCUGUGAAACACACCAACAGAGAUGAGUAAAGACUAUGGUCAUAUGGAAAUGGACUUGGUCCUUGGAACAGCCAAACCCUAUGGGUCUUCAAGGAGUAUCGUAAGGAGAAUAGCUACAAAUCUUCCUCUUAAUCCCUGCCCCAGGAUUCAUUUUCAGCUGUAUCCGUACACUGAAAGUGCUGGUAUCCUGAUUGGCUCCAGGAGACAGAACUUUGAAGUUGCCUCUCUGGCUGAUAUCAGCUGGAUCGACGAAGAAGAGGAUGACGACGAGGAGGAUGUAGGUUACUCCAGCCGAAAUAGGAGAUCGGGAAUUUCCUCUGGACUUGUGUUCCGAGCCCGUCAGCCACACCCUCAGAAAAAAACUCUAACUCGCCGGAGGUCACUGCCAAGCCUGCACCAGGAGGCUCAGGACCCCCAGGGUCCAUCAGCUGCCAACGAUGAGGCCAUUCAGAAGAUCAGUGCACUGGAGACAGAACUAGCCAAACUCAGAGAUCAGAUAGCACAGAUCGUGUUGGCUCAGGAGAAGAGCACGCAGCCAGCAGGACCACCUCCUCCUCCACUUCCUCCAGCACCCUCUGGUACCCUUCCUGCCCCUCCUCUACCACCUCCUCCUCCUCCUCCUCCACCACCACUACCACUGCCCUCAAAUCUUCAGCGGACAUUUUCAGCUAUAGAUUUAAUUAAGGAGCGAAAAGGGAAGAAGGCACAGGGACAGACGGUGGUGGAGUCAAAGGCAGCAGAAAUCCCCAACAUGCUCGAUGUCUUGAAGGACAUGAAGAAAGUCAAAUUAAGAUCGGUCAAAAGUCGUCCUGUGGAAAACGACACCAAAAUUAAGCCUGGCGAGCAGCCAGAUGCAGCGUCUCUCAUCGCAGAAGCCCUGAAACGCAAAUUUGCUCAUCGGUACCGACACGACAGUGGACAGGAAGAAAGAGAAGAAUUCAAACUCCCCAUUCCAGAAGUGAAGCCUCAAAGUGAAACUCUUUUGUUUGGGCAGCACAUGUUGAGAUCAACUGGAAAAAACAAGUUGCUCUGAAGAGUUGCUGUCUCUGGAACCUUUUCUUAGAGCCUUGUCAACAACUUCUUCUUCAGACGUCUCCUUGUAAAGAUAAGGGACUACAUCCGACUACAUCCAUCUGUAACCGCCGUCUCAUCCAGUCAUCCAUGUGUUUUUUGCACCUUGAUAACGUACGUUGGCUUCUUCUUUUAGGAAUCAAACGUUGACUUGUUUAACUGAAUGUUUUGCUAUCACACCAACACACACACACACACACUAAACCAACACUAUGGAGCAUUUUAAAUUAGUUCAGUCUUUUGUCCUUUGUAUCCGUAUUAAACUUUUUGCACGUCAUCGACGGUCAGCUUCACAUUCCUGUUUUUAUUGUUCAGUGAAUUUUGAUGAUUUUUCCAACCACGGGGAAAGCGAGCACUUUCUCACUCGUGGGAUUAUGUUGUCUUGUUUAUAACUGAUGCAGAUUUAUGGACUAAUUUAUGACAGAAUCCACUUAUUUAUGUUGUGGUUAAAGUAAAGCUUUUUAUUUCUAACAAUUAAUUUUGCCUUUGAUUAUUGCAUUACGUUUUGUGUAUGUCUUUGCCUAGAUGUAAUUUUUUGUUUGUUUGCAGGUUUAAAUACUUUGUUCAGUUUUAGACCGCCAUGUUGGACAUUUUCACAUUCCCAUUUGAAUUUCCUUUCCAAAGUGAUAACUGUUAAACAAAGGUCAGGGUUUGGUUUAUUGACACUACAGGGAGAUAUUCAGUGUUCGGUUUCUUUAUCAGUACCUCAUGAUAAGACUGACCUCUUAUUGCAAAACACUUGAAGCAACAUUUAGCAUAAUGUGUGUUAACUCACAUCUUCAGUUCUUUUUAAAUAGAACCCAUUAAAAAAAAUAAACACUUUUCUUUGUUUUCCAAAGGAUUAAACCCCCAGUGUUCGUGUCAGUAAUGAUCAGAUUAGCAUAGCCACACGACACGAGUCACAUCAGCUGUUACUGUUCACAGAAGUAUUUUCUUCCUUAUUGACUGAUUGCACAUUUUUACUUCUACUCACGUCAGUGAAGUGGCUGCUUUAAAUCAACUCACUCAUUAGUCAACAAGGGGAAGGUGGACUAUGUGUCUGCUGACUUUCACCAAUGUACGCAUGUUGUUUUAAAGUUUGUAAAAGACGUGUCUACCAUGAAAAUGUACUUGAAUUGUCAAGUUUGAAUAAAAGUUAAUGGUCAGUUCUUACUCGCUGUGAAA
Cynoglossus semilaevis (tongue sole) is the source of this 2540-nucleotide messenger RNA. It is a transcript of the gene mtfr1, whose product is annotated as mitochondrial fission regulator 1. The record is from RefSeq and is a predicted model, not a curated record. NCBI's taxonomy places the organism in Eukaryota, Metazoa, Chordata, Actinopteri, Pleuronectiformes, Cynoglossidae. The transcript has 8 exons. Gene Ontology annotation, biological process: aerobic respiration; mitochondrial fission. Gene Ontology annotation, cellular component: mitochondrion. The coding region runs from base 328 to 1338 and encodes 336 amino acids.